Ooceraea biroi (clonal raider ant) is the source of this 2271-nucleotide messenger RNA. RefSeq names its product ATP-dependent DNA helicase PIF1-like. NCBI's taxonomy places the organism in Eukaryota, Metazoa, Arthropoda, Insecta, Hymenoptera, Formicidae. Gene Ontology annotation, biological process: telomere maintenance; DNA repair. Gene Ontology annotation, molecular function: DNA helicase activity. The record is from RefSeq and is a predicted model, not a curated record.
AUGUGGAAUUUGAAAUGCAACAAACAGAAAAUGAUGCAAGAGUUUCAUUUAGGAACGAAUGUGAAUCGGCAUCCACAAUUUAGAGUAAAUCAACAAUACUUGUUUUAUGAGUUAAAUAAGGCGAUUAUUCGUCAGUUAUGUCGUGGAAUUUACCAUAAACUGAAUAUAACUAAUCCACGGAUUCGUUACACGGCUGCGGAGUAUUUAGAGGCUAUGUCGAAAGAAAUUUUGGAAUCCGACUUAAAUACAAUGUUUUCUUCACUUCGAAAUACGGAACAAUAUUGGCGUAGACCGAGAAGUGAUUUGUCUUGCAUGACACAACAUUACGGACCUGCGACAUGGUUUCUAACAUUAAGUCCUAGUGAAUGGCUAUGGGACGAUUUAGGUGAAUAUAUUCGUGAAAAUGAUAAAAAUAAAUCAUUGGCAAGUGUUCUAUGGAAUUUUGGUUUACGAUCCAUAAGCAAUAGAGAAUGUGGAGCUCUUGAAGCUGCUGAUACGUUGCUAGGUAUUCCUUUAUAUGGGACUGAUCGCAAUACGCCGAUUAAAUGGUUAGAUGUUAAUGUAAUACGGCAGAGGAAAUUAAAAAAUCGUAAAGAAAUUGAAGCUCUUGAUGAGGAUCUUAGAGAUAGUUGUGAUACUUAUGCGGAAUCAUUUCAUAAAGUAAAACUGCAUCUUACGGAGGCAUUGCAAUACCAUGAAAAGCUAGAAGAAUUAAAAAAAGCAUUUGAAACUGCGCAAGAGUUAGUUCGGCAAUUACUAGAUGAAGAAUUACAAAAAAACGUGUCUCAGGAUGACCCUGACAAUCCGAUAGGCGUUCAAAAUAUAGAAGCUGUCUCAAAUGAUAGCACAAUUAAAUACGGAUCAAAAGGAACAUUCGAUAGAGUCAUUGAUACUAUAAGGUCAGAUAAUUCGAUAUUACGAUUGUAUGUUAGCGGAGAAGGUGGAACUGGAAAGAGUUUCUUAAUUAAAACAAUUAAGUGUUGGAUAAAACAAUAUCUCAAUAAAGAUACCGCUAUAGCAGCACCUACUGGCAUAGCAGCGUUUAAUAUAGACGGUUUGACAGUUCAUAGAUUGCUUCAAUUACCUGUUGAACAUGGUCUUACUCCAAACUAUAAACAAUUGUCUGAUCAUGUGUUAAAAGUUUUACGAGCAGAUCUCAAGGAUGUUGCUCUUUUUGUGAUUGAUGAAGUGUCAAUGAUAUCUAAUUUGACUUUAAUGUAUAUACAUCUUCGAAUGUCUGAAAUAUUUAAUACUAAUGAUUGUGAAGACGGUUGGUUCGGUAGAAAGCACAUUCUUUUAUUCGGCGAUCUGCUUCAAUUACCUCCUGUACGUGAAGAUCCUAUUUUUGUACGAUUACCAAAUGACAAAAUUAAUAAAUGUAUGGGUUCUUUAACUGCUGUUAAUUUAUGGACUACAUUAUUUGAUUAUGAUGAGUUGACGAUCAAUAUGCGUCAGCAAGGGGAUGACUCUUAUCGACAGUUGUUGUCAAGAAUUUGUAUUGGUUUAGUGACAAAUGAUUUUCCGUUGGACAUUGUUUGUUUAUUGCCUACUCGUCAUAUGUGUGAUGUUCUUAAUGCUGCAAUGUUAAACCGCAUUGCUUCGAAAGAGAUAUUAUUAAUUGCCCAAGACACGAUUGACUGUAUACCAUAUGUGAGAAAGAAAGUAUCAAAAGUGUUAUCGAAUAAUGAUGAUGAUAAUUCUAAAACUGCUGGACUUUCAAAAGAAAUUGCAAUUAAGAUUGGAGCAAAAGUUAUGAUAAGGCGUAAUAUUGAUGCUACCUUAGGUCUUGUGAAUGGUACAAUUGCUAAGGUAAUUUCAGUUGUACAAGAUACGUCUACCGGUGAUGUAGAAAAAAUAAAGCUUCUUUUACCAUCAGGAUUAGAAUAUUUAAUUGAAAGAGUGAGCGUUAAAUUUCAAGUGGUGAAUAGAGCGUUUGUUACUAGAAAACAUUUUCCAUUGUGUCUGAGUUAUGGAAUCACUAUUCAUAAAAGUUAAGGAUUGAGCUUACAAAGUGCUAUUAUGGACAUAGGCAACUCUAUAUUUAAUUGUGGUCAAGUUUAUGUUGCAUUAUCACGAGUAACGUCUCUAGAAGGGUUGCAUUUAAUUAACUAUGAUCCUUCGUCAGUAACAGCUGAUGAAAAAGCUAUUAGGGAAUAUAAUCGACUAAGAAAUAAGUACAAACAAGAAGCAGAAGUAAUUACUGUUGCAAAAGAACGCUAUCGCAAAGUGAAAGAUGUUCAAUGGGCAUUAUCAAAACAUUACAAUGUCUAA